AUGGACUCGUCACAGGAUACUCAGCAGCGGCAAGAAUACCAGAAGUCUACGUCACAGCAGCCUCGGGCCGAUAAAAACAAAAGUAAAAGCAGUACAACCAGCGACAGCAGCCAUCAGCUGCAAAGUCCAACCAAGAGUCGCAGCAGCUCUCAAGCGGACUCGUCGCGACAUAUUUCCUCCUCUGCAAAACCAUCUACCUCUACCGACAUGCCCCAAUACACGUCAAGAGAUAUGGGGGACCCAUCCCAGAUCCGGAGAAACAAGCAGAGUAUGGCCGAUCUCAAGCUGCGCCGAUUGACCGAACUCAACAGCCGACUCAAGGAGGAUUUGGAAAGGGAACGAAUUCCUGUCAGCCAAGCUGCCAAAAGCAUAAUUGCCUACUGCAACAGCACCAGGGACUACAUGGUGCCCUCUGUCUGGGGAACAGUACCCAAGGGCGAGGAUCCUUACGCUCCACAACAGAACGGCGGGUGCUGUCUAGUCAUGUAA
Messenger RNA from Pyricularia pennisetigena, 489 nucleotides. RefSeq lists its product as uncharacterized. The coding region runs from base 1 to 489 and encodes 162 amino acids. Gene Ontology annotation, molecular function: G-protein beta-subunit binding. Gene Ontology annotation, cellular component: heterotrimeric G-protein complex. NCBI's taxonomy places the organism in Eukaryota, Fungi, Ascomycota, Sordariomycetes, Magnaporthales, Pyriculariaceae. The transcript has 2 exons. The record is from RefSeq and is a predicted model, not a curated record. Gene Ontology annotation, biological process: G protein-coupled receptor signaling pathway.